AUGGAAGAUCCAAUGAGUGUAGAUGUUGAGAUUAAGCCUCGGGUCGGCAUAUUGUUUAAUUCUGAGGAAGAGGCAUAUUAUUUCUACAAUAGGUAUGGAGGAAGAACGGGGUUUAGUGUUAGAAGAGAGUGGGCACAUAGGAGUCUGAAAGAUAAGAAAACCAUAACUUCAAGGGUAUUUGUAUGUAACAAACAGGGAAGUCGGAAAAAAGACAAGAGAGAGAGUAAUAUUGUCAAGCAUCGAGCGGAGACAAGAACUGGAUGUCCUGCACGGAUGGUUAUUGCAAUUAUGGAUGAUGGAAAGUACUAUUGUCGUGAUUUUGUUGAAGAACAUAAUCACCUACUUCACUUGCCAUCUACCAGUCAUAUGAUGAGGUCACAACGGAGUGUUUCAAAAUUACAUACAUUUGAAAUUGAUUUGAUCGACGAUUCCGGUAUCAAACCUAAGGACAUGUUUGAGGACAUGAGUAGGCAGGUAGGAGACGGACGGAACCUUGGGUACACUCAACAAGAUCAAAAGAAUUGUCUUCAAACUAAACGUCAGAGAGAUCUAUCUUUUGGUGAAGCUGGGAAUUUGCUACUGUAUUUUGAAAACCAAAGUAGGGUCAAUCCCUCUUUUACUUACUCGUUGCAGUUGGAUAACAAUGAACAAAUAACUAAUAUAUUUUGGGCUGAUCCUAAGAUGAGAAUAGAUUAUGCACAGUUUGGUGAUGUCCUUAGCUUUGAUACAACAUUUUGCACGAACAAAGAGUAUAGGCCGUUUGGGAUAUUUGUUGGAUUCAAUCAUCACAGAGAAAUUAUCAUAUUUGGGGCUGCACUUUUGUAUGAUACGACGGCUGAAUCUUUCAAAUGGUUGUUUGAGGCUUUCCUGGAAGCUAAUGGACAAAAGAAGCCAAUAACUAUUUUUACAGAUCAAGAUGAUGCAAUGGGGAAGGCAAUAGUUGAGGUGUUACCCGAGACAUGGCACGGAUUAUGUACAUGGCACUUAAUGCAAAAUGGCAUAAAGCACUUGGGCAACAUGAUGAAGGAUGGUUCAAGCUUUUUGGCAGAUUUGAAAAAGUGUAUAUUCCAUUAUGAUGAUGAAUUAGAAUUUGAGAAUGCAUGGGGAAAAUUGAGGAGUGAUCAUCCGGUUGAAAAUAGUUCCUGGUUGGACAGUAUUUACGGAGUUAAAGAUAAAUGGGCCAAGUGCUAUAUUAAGAAGACAUUGACUAUAGGAAUGCGGCGUACACAACUCAGUGAAAGUAUAAAUGGUGACUUGAAGGAUUACUUGAGGUCCAGUCUGAACGUUGUUCAAUUUUUCAAACACUUCGAAAGGGUUGUGGCCGACAAGCGUGCUAAAGAGUUGAAGGCAGAGUUUGAUGCAAGAGAUAAGAUGCCAAGAAACUUGUUCUCAAAGUCACCUAUUAUGAAGCAAGCAGGAGAAGUUUACACUCCUUUGAUUUUUGAGAAAUUUCAAAAACAGUAUGAAUGGGUUAGUGCUUGCUACAUCAAGUACAAGAAUGAAAGUGAUGAGGUCCGCGAGUAUGUAGUUUCAAUUGUUGAUAAAGAGGGUGAAUUUAGAGUGUUGUGUAACCCAUAUGAGCAAAUGAUUCACUGUAAUUGCAGGAAAUUUGAGACUUUCGGCAUUCUUUGUCGGCAUGCCUUGAAAAUUCUAGAAUACCUUGAUAUCAAGCAUAUUCCCGAAGCAUAUAUAUUGAGGAGAUGGACACGGGCAGCAAGAAGUAUUGUUGUGCAAGACAGUAAGGAAAAAGAAGUUGUAGAAGAUGUUCAUAUGGAUUGUUCACAAAGGUAUAGGCGCCUUUGCCCUAAACUGAUUAAGAUUGCAUCAUUAGCAUCAAAUUCAUGUGAGGGUUAUGCUUACGUGGACAAAGCUACUGAUGAGAUAUGUAAACAUCUUGAAAAAAUUUCCUUCAAUGGGCCACAUGAAGCGGUGUCAAGUGGACAACCAAAGUUUCAGUUCUCUAUUACUGGUAGUUUGCAAUAG
Telopea speciosissima is the source of this 1983-nucleotide messenger RNA. RefSeq names its product protein FAR1-RELATED SEQUENCE 5-like. The coding region runs from base 1 to 1983 and encodes 660 amino acids. Gene Ontology annotation, molecular function: zinc ion binding. Gene Ontology annotation, biological process: regulation of DNA-templated transcription. The record is from RefSeq and is a predicted model, not a curated record. Lineage: Eukaryota; Viridiplantae; Streptophyta; Magnoliopsida; Proteales; Proteaceae. The transcript has a single exon.